GACAGUACGGUUCUGUUCAGUCGAGGAAGACGGAGGAACAGCGAGGUAGCAAAUAGAGGCAGAGAAGCCGAAGAGCCACCCGUAUUCUUCUGUUUCUCUUCCCUUCUCCGCCAACUCUCUGCGGCUGGAGAUUGGCAAAGUUUCAAUUGAAUCCGCUCUCGCGUCAGAAUCAAUCUUUUCCCGCCAAAAAAAAAAAACUGCAAAUUCUGCUAUCGCAAGUUCGCAACUCGAAAGUUCGCAUCUUUGAGUCCUCGAUUGCAUCUCUUCUCUUGGGCAAUCGUCUUUCUGCUCUCUCGUCCUACGGAUCAUGGGUUUCGGUUCGAGUUCCAAUCUCUUCACCAAUGCGGCAAGCAAAGAGGGUGAUCCUGAUCCUGAUCCUGAUGGAGAAUGGUUUGGUGGCAACGUGAAUGUGAAACCUUACUCGGUAGGGAAAGUCGGCGUGAUGAACAACACUGCUGUUGAUGGAGAUGGUGUAGGGUUUGAGCCCUAUAUAGGGUUAGAAUUCGAUUCACCAGACGAUGCACGGGAGUUCUACAACAAGUAUGCUAUGCAUGUCGGGUUUCGAACCAGAAUAGGGCAGCUAUAUCGCUCGAGAACAGAUGGCUCGGUUGCCUCUAGGAGGUAUGUGUGCCAGAGGGAAGGGUUUCAGCUGAAUUCAAGGACUGGUUGUCCAGCAUUCAUAAGGGUGCAGAAGCAUGGUGAUUCAGGGAAAUGGGUGAUCGACCAAAUGGAGAAGAAUCACAACCAUGAAUUCCUAGGUGGUGGGGAUGAAUCCUGCUCUCCGAUCUUGCAAGGCAGGAUCUCGGUUUCAGUGAAGCCAUCAUCUGUGUUGUCCCCGAGGCCUAAGAAACCCAAAGUGAAAUUGCUGAAGGAGAUUGAUGGCGGAGGUAUCAAUGCGAAGCGCUUUAGAAGCGGGUCUUAUGAGGGUGAACCGUAUUCAGGGCUGGUGUUUAAUUCAGCUGAUGAAGCAUAUCACUUCUAUCAUGCCUAUGCUGAGAAGGCCGGGUUUAGAGUCCGGAUUGGCCAGCUGUUUCGGUCAAAGAACGAUGGAUCGAUUACCUCCCGUAGAUUUGUGUGCUCUAAGGAAGGGUUUCAGCAUCCAUCUAGACUCGGUUGUGGAGCAUUUAUGAGGAUCAAGAGACAAGAUUUUGGAACUUGGAUAGUGGACCGUCUUGAAAAGAAUCAUAAUCAUGAAACUGGGCUAGAACCUGUUACUCCAAAGAGAUCAAUGGAUGAGGUGGUUGAUGAGUUUGUUUCCCCAGCUCCUGCAACGACUCUACACUGUGGGCAAGCCACAAUAAAACGAGAAAAUGAGAUUGGAAGUGAGUGGUACUCUUUGCUUCUUGAUUAUUUCCAGACUAGGCAAGCACAAGAUACCGGCUUCUUCUACAGCUUAGAAGUCGACAGUAACGGCAGUUGCAAGAGCAUUUUCUGGGCCGACGGAAGGUCUCGAUUCUCGUGCAGCCAAUUUGGUGAUGCAAUCAUCUUAGAUACUUCAUACAGGAAGAAGAAGAAGACCCGUUCUGUGGUGCCUUUCGCCAUGUUUCUUGGAGUCAACCACCACAGGCAGCCUGUGAUUCUUGGCUGUGCCCUGAUUGCAGACGAGUCAUCAAAGGAGACAUUCACCUGGCUGUUCAACACAUGGCUUAAUGCCAUGUUUGGCCGGUCUCCCAGAUCUAUCAUUGCAGAUCAAGACCCUGCAAUCCAACAAGCAGUGGCCCAAGUCUUUCCCUCCACACGUCACCGCUUCUCCUUGUGGCAGCUCGAGGCAAGGGAGCAAGAAAAGUUAAGGUCGAUGUCUGAUGAGUUUAGAUACGGAUAUGAUGAGUGCAUUUCCCAGAGCCAAACACCUGCUGAAUUCACAACCAUGUGGACUGCUCUCGUCAACUGCCAUGGUUUGGGAGACAAUGUCUGGCUUCAGGAAAUGUAUGAAAAGCGGGAAUCUUGGGUUCCGUUGUACUUGCGUGGAUCAUUCUUCGCUGGCAUUAGCCUGACAUCUUCAUUCUCUCUUUCAACUUCAAUCACGGAAAGCGAAGUGGAUGAGUUCAUUUCAAGAUACGAGCAAGUCGUUGAACAUCAGAGAAAAGAGGAAAUGAAGGAGGACUUCAAGUGCAGCAAUCUGCAAGCUGUUCUUAAGACGAAAGAUCCGGUGGAAGACCAGUGCAGGCAGCUGUACACUCUGGCAGUGUUCAAGAUAUUUCAGGAGGAGAUGUUGCAGUGCUACAAUUACUUUGCGAUCAAGACGUUCGAGGAGAGGACAGUGAGCAGAUUCUCACUGCAGAGAUGUGGGGACGAGAGCGAGAAACACACCAUUCGACUCGAUAGGUUGAACCUGGACAUUGACUGCAGCUGCAGGAUGUUUGAGUUCGAAGGGGUGCUGUGUCGCCAUGCCUUGCGAGUUUUUAACCUGCUGGGAAUUAGGGAGCUUCCCUCUCGGUAUAUAUUGCACCGUUGGACGAAGAAUGCCGAGUAUGGCACUCCUCGUGAUGUGGAGUCCUUAUCGGAGAAGGAAGAGCUCAAGGCAUUAAUGACUUGGAGUCUGAGAGAAGCAGCGAGUAGUUAUGUGGAAGCUAGCUCUGGGUCUCUUGAUCAGUACAGGGCUUCUUAUGAGGUUAUGCAUGAGGCAGGUAGGAAGAAACUCCCUUAGCAGUUAGCAAAUAGCAAGGGUAAGGGGUACUUGAGCUGGAAACCGAACCUCUUUUUUUGUGGUUUAGUUUUGUUUUUCUGGUCUGCAGAUCGCUUGCAGUGUACGGAACAUAAAGCAAGUUAGUAGUUUAUGUGCAUAUGAAUCAGCUUUCAACAUCAUCUCACUUAGGUUUGCUCCUCCUGAGCAGUGUCAUUUUUUCUUUUGUUUUCUCCUUCCCAAAUGCCGGAUGGGGAGACAAAGUUGAUACCAAAGUGCUAUAGUUCAUGUUAGUAGUUUGUGUAACAUGUGGAUAUUGGUAGGUGUAGAAGCAAUUCCGUUUAAAUCCAUAUGCUUACGAAUGAAGUCAAACGAUGAAU
Molecule: messenger RNA, 3003 nt
Organism: Linum trigynum
Lineage: Eukaryota; Viridiplantae; Streptophyta; Magnoliopsida; Malpighiales; Linaceae
Source: the annotation of a GenBank genome assembly